AUGGAAUUUCGGUUCCAACAGCAGAACCAAAUUUGCUUCCCAGCAGCAGUAGCUAACAAAGCUGUAGGCAUUCCAAUGAGCAAAGUGGGAAAGUCGAAGGGAAGAACUAGAAGCAACAACACAAACAAGUUUGUUGGUGUGAGGCAAAGGCCUUCAGGGAGAUGGGUAGCUGAGAUCAAAGACACCACACAGAAGAUAAGAAUGUGGCUUGGAACCUUUGAGACUGCCGAAGAGGCUGCUCGAGCUUACGAUGAAGCUGCCUGCCUUCUUCGCGGCUCAAAUACUCGAACCAACUUCAUUACACAUGUCUCUUUGGAUUCUCCUCUUGCUUCUCGAAUCCGAAAUCUACUUAACACCAAAAGAGGAGGAUCAAGCAAACAAGUAAUAGAGCAAACUAGUUCUAGUAUUGCUGAUCAUGAUGAUAUGAAUGCCUCACAUCCUCCCACAUCUUCUACUACUAGUAAUGACAAGUACAUGACUAGUAAUAUUAGCACUGCUAGUACAAGCACUUGUAAUUCCACCAGCAGUGGCAGUGAUACACUUUCUAGUGAGGUGUUUCAAGAUUCUCAGCUGUUUGAUGAUGUCUACAGACCAGAUUUGAGACACUGCAAUGAGGAAUUUGAGUUGAGCUCUUCUGAAUCUCAAUCUUAUCUUUCAUGGGGUGGAUUUGAACCCGGGGUUGACGGGUUCUCAUUUGCCCAACAAGUGUUUGAUUUGCCGAAACAUCAGGCAGCUGCUGCUGCUUCUUCUUCUUCUACUACUAGUACUACUAGUACUACUGCCACUACCACAGCAGCUGAAGCUGAUUCGGAGUUUCUGGAAUUCGAAAGGAUGAAAGUUGAAAGACAGAUAUCAGCUUCCCUCUAUGCAAUGAAUGGAGUGCAAGAGUAUAUGGAUACAGUUUAUGAUCCUAACGAACCCUCUUGGGAUCUUCCACCAAUAUGUCCUUUGUUCUGCUGA
Molecule: messenger RNA, 960 nt
Organism: Prunus armeniaca (apricot)
Lineage: Eukaryota; Viridiplantae; Streptophyta; Magnoliopsida; Rosales; Rosaceae
Source: the annotation of a GenBank genome assembly